AUGACCCAGUCAGGAGUCGAAUUCAUGGGCGUCGACCUCAAGGACAUCGAGUCCACCUCGAUACCCUCACUACCACCGACCUACGACACGCUCACCACCGAACUUGCCUUCAUAAAACAAGAAAACGCAAUGCUCCUCUCCCGUUCUCGCAUCCACGAAGAUCUAAGAGCCACACUCGUAACUGCUCUAGAACAGAACGAGCAGAAUACGCGGAAAUUGAGAGAGUUGGCUUCUCAGUUAUUGGAAGUACUCUCAUCAGCAGAAGCAUCAAACGCCGUGCUUGUAUCGCGGCUGAAUACCGCUGUGGCCCCGGCUGUGAAGGUGCAGUCGGUGCAUAGCAGUUUCGCGUAUCUCGCGUCGGGUGCAAGUACAGUCAAUAAUCAUGCAGUGCAUAGUGUUGAGGUGGAGGCACGUGUUGGGGCUGGCAACAGCAAGAGUAGUGCUGGGAAUAAUAGUAUUGGUAGUGGUGGUAGUAGUACGGGACAGGAGAAUCAGACAUCGCUGACGUCGACUUUGCUGGAUUCGUGUGCGCUUCUAGCAGACCUCUCUCAAGACUGCAAAGACCGCAUCAUAAACGGCUCCUACGAGCUCCGUCGUCGUGCCGGCCAAUACAUUCUCGAGGAGGGCGACGCAGCAGCCGAAAUGUUUUUCGUGCUUGAAGGAUCUGUGGUCGUCCUUGCCAAGAACGAGGAAAUAUCUACACUGUCAAAGGGUACCUUCUUUGGUGAAAUCGGAAUGCUAUUUGGCACGCCGCGCACGGCUAGUAUACAGGCCAAGACAGACUGUAUAUUGGUGGUUGUUACAAGACAAAAGGUCGAGGAUGCGCUCAGCAAGUACCCAGAGAUGAGAGGGCGGGUGCAAGAGUUUACGGAAAAGAAGGCCGAGUGGUGGGAAAAGCAGAAAUAUCGGGAUAGCAAUAUGAAGUUUGGUGCAGAGUUUUUGGGGGAUAUAUCGAGGAAGGAUAUUAGAAAGCUGGCCCUCUUCAAAAACGUCGAAGAAGAAAUCGUAGACCGCCUCGCAAUGACCAUGAUCCCCGAAGUAUACAAGAAAUCCGACAUUAUAAUCCAAAAAGAUACCGACGCAGACUGUAUUUUCUUUAUCGUGCGCGGGACCGUCGAAACACUAGGCGAAGACGGAUCCGUCGUAUCUGAAAUGAAGUCUGGACAAUUCUUUGGCGAGAUUGGUAUCCUGCUCGCUGUUAAACGAACCGCUACCGUACGAGCCAAGGAGACUGUCUUUUCGCUGAAACUCAGUAAAGCGAAUUUGGAUGAUGUGUGUAGUGGGUAUGAGGAUAUGAGGCUUGCUAUUGAAGCUGUGGCCAAGGAGAGGCAGAAUCUGAUGACCAAGGCUACGAAUGCUACGGGUGAGGCGCUGGAUAGCUUUGCGUUGGAGGUUAAUACGCAGAAUCUUAGGAUGUUGGAGAUAUUUAAGGAUCUCGAAGAGCCUAUACUGCAGGACCUGGCAUUGAGCAUGAGCUUCGCUGCGUGGAGUCCUGGUGAAUACAUUAUACGGGCUGGUGAAAACGCUUUAGGAAUGUACUUUCUCGCAACGGGCCAAAUCGAAGUAUUCUCCGAAUUCGACCAGCUCAUCGACACCGCUUCGGGACCUGGAGCUUAUUUCGGUGAAGUAGCCAUGAUUCAGGACGUGCCAAGAACAGCAUCAGUUAAAGCAAAGACGAAAUGCUGUACAUAUGAUUUGAAGAGGAGUGAUGUGCAGAGGGCUAUGGGGCUUUAUCCGAGUAUAAAGGCCAGGAUUGAGGAGACCGCGAGGGAUCGGUUGCAGGCUUAUUUAAUGAGGAAUGUGCUGGCGUGA
Messenger RNA from Synchytrium microbalum, 1812 nucleotides. RefSeq lists its product as uncharacterized. Gene Ontology annotation, molecular function: protein-containing complex binding. The record is from RefSeq and is a predicted model, not a curated record. The transcript is spliced from 7 exons. Lineage: Eukaryota; Fungi; Chytridiomycota; Chytridiomycetes; Synchytriales; Synchytriaceae. Bases 1 to 1812 code for a protein of 603 amino acids.